This is a messenger RNA of Bipolaris victoriae FI3, 351 nucleotides long. RefSeq lists its product as hypothetical. The record is from RefSeq and is a predicted model, not a curated record. The transcript has a single exon. Bases 1 to 351 code for a protein of 116 amino acids. Lineage: Eukaryota; Fungi; Ascomycota; Dothideomycetes; Pleosporales; Pleosporaceae.
AUGGGCGCGAAUAUCAUCUCUCGUGUCACUCCAACUGCUCCCUCGAGCUCAUCAGCGGGGCCGCAACAGCCCUGUCCAGCUUCCAUUAACUGCCCUGACAACAAUGGCUGUCUCAAUUCUGAUAGCACCAGCGGCCGUUCUUUUACCUUGAGUUGCGGUGUCGAUUUCUUUGGUGGCGAUCUCGAGAUGCAGUGGGCUGAUGGACUAGAAGCCUGCUCAGCCGCAUGCGCGGUUAAUCCUGAAUGUGUUGCAGCAUCAUUCGUCGGUAAUAGUGGCAGCAGCGGACCAUGCUAUCUCAAGAGCAAAAACCUAGGACAGAUCCUAGAUUCUCGCGUGAACGGUAAGUAUUAA